GGCCAUGGAUUGGGGAUUUGUUCGAUUUUAUGGUGUUGUGUCGCGUGGCUGUUUCGCCAAAACCAGCUCAUGAUUUGGUGCCCGAUUUCUGAUUCUACUCGGACUGUGGAGUACAACCAAACCAAAGCAGGGUUCUACUGGAAUUGUUGAGUCCAGUUGGAGGAGACUUUGUCCGUCUUGGUAUACUGUUGCUCCGGGAUUCCACACCAAUAAAGCAGGCACCUCCCUGUUGUAUUUGUGGCAUACUGUUCCCGCUUGUUUCGCCACCUGCGAUUCGAUUCUGCAUGCUACAUUUCGUCGUCUGCUGAAGCGAUUGCCAUAUUUAGCUACGAGAUGGUGAAUCUUUCGCAGCAUCCUCUGCUGGCCUUGUCGUCUUCGUCGUCGUCUGCCUACGAACAUCAUAUACAAACAAAUCAUGGAUCUGUAUCUGUUGCAGUGUAUGGUGAUCAUGACAAGCCUGCUCUUGUUACUUAUCCAGAUGUUGCUUUAAAUCAUAUGUCUUGUUUCCAAGGAUUACUCUUCUGCCCUGAAGCUGCUUCACUGCUGCUUCACAAUUUUUGCAUUUACCAUAUCAGCCCCCCAGGACACGAGUUGGGAGCAGCUCCAAUUUCACCAAAAAGACCUGCACCAUCUGUUGAUGACUUGGCGGAUCAGGUUGCGGAUGUUCUUGAUUUCUUUGGAUUAGGUUCUGUUAUGUGCUUAGGUGCCACUGCGGGUGCUUACAUUCUUACUCUCUUUGCAGCAAAGUAUAGGGAGCGUGUAUUAGGUCUUGUACUUGUUUCACCCCUAUGUAGAGCCCCCACUUGGACUGAGUGGUUGUAUAGUAAGGUGGAGUCAAAUUUGUUGUAUUACUAUGGGAUGUGUGGGUUGGUCAAGGAAAGCUUACUGCAGCGGUUCUUCAGCAAGGAAGUAAGGGGAUGCUCUGAGUCACCUGAAUCAGAUAUAGUGCAGGCUUGUAGAAGUUUGCUAGAUCAGCGGCAGAGCAUGAACGUGUGGCAGUUUGUACAGACAAUGAACGGGAGAUAUGAUUUGACGGAAGAGCUGAAGCAGCUUCAGUGUAGAACCCUUAUUUUUGUUGGCGAGAAUUCUCAGUUCCACGCGGAGGCUGUUCACAUGACAGCAAAGCUCGAUAGGAGAUAUUGUGCUCUAGUUGAGGUGCAAGCAUGCGGGUCACUCGUGACGGAGGAGCAACCUCAUGCAAUGCUUAUACCGAUGGAGUACUUCUUCAUGGGGUACGGCCUCUACAAGCCAAGCCAGCUCGACUGCAGCCCGCGCAGCCCCCUGAGCCCAUCUUGUAUAUCGCCGGAGCUCCUUUCGCCUGAGAGCAUGGGAGUAAAGCUAAAGCCAAUCAAGACACGAGCGCGGCUUCAAGUGUAGAGCAAGUGAAUAAGGGCGGCAUAGGUGUUUGCCAUUUAGGGUGAAAUUUUUAGGCUAACAUGUGGAUCGGUGAGAUAUUUGUGUUAAUACUGUUAUAUGUAGAUAAGAAAUGACAGGUUGGGUAGGUUAGUGGUAUUCUAUUCCAUUCCAUUGAUUUUUAUCCUGUAAAUUGUUAUACUCCACUUGCUACAUUGUCGAUUAAAGCAAAAGGGAAAUAAUAGGGAAA
Molecule: messenger RNA, 1603 nt
Organism: Triticum aestivum (bread wheat)
Lineage: Eukaryota; Viridiplantae; Streptophyta; Magnoliopsida; Poales; Poaceae
Product: protein NDL1
Exons: 11
Coding region: 334-1377 (347 amino acids)
Source: RefSeq, a predicted model, not a curated record